This is a messenger RNA of Trichomonas vaginalis G3, 582 nucleotides long. RefSeq names its product KilA, N-terminal/APSES-type HTH, DNA-binding family. The transcript has a single exon. Lineage: Eukaryota; Parabasalia; Trichomonadida; Trichomonadidae. The record is from RefSeq and is a predicted model, not a curated record. The annotation marks the transcript as partial.
UCGCCAAAACUCUAUGAAAAUCGUGAAAAAUUGCCAAACGGUUUGAGAGGAUAUUAUGUACAUAGACUUCUUGUAAAUGCUGUUGCAAUGUGGGCUUCGCCUCGUUAUGCUUGGAAUAUUUACAGACUUCUUGACGAAAUUCAUAGACAAGAACGUGAAGAGAUGGAAAAGAAACUUCAAGCAAAAGAUGAAGUCAUUGAAGCAAAAGACAAAAGCAUUCAGAAAAGAAUACCACGUUCGGUACCAAAAGGAAAGGAAAAGAACUAUAAGUAUAUGAUUUAUACUGAAGAGAUGGAAAAUGAAGAAGAUAAAGAUAUGGUUAUGUUGCAUUUAGUCAGAAGAAACAACAAAAGCUUUUACGACCUUGCUAAGAUUUACAAAUCUGACAGAAAUUGGUUCUAUCGCGAAAACUUACCGAUUUCAAUGACACCGAAUGAAGAUGUGAAACAAAUAGUUCAAGAUACGUUACCUCAAACACACUAUGAUAUUAAAGGUUGUACAAUACUUACCUUCAAAGAAGACUUACCGCUACUGAAGGAAAAAAUAACAGAGUAUUUUGACAACUUCAAACAAGUAGAGUAA